This is a messenger RNA of Toxotes jaculatrix (banded archerfish), 12933 nucleotides long. RefSeq names its product myosin XVAb (gene myo15ab). Gene Ontology annotation, cellular component: cytoskeleton; myosin complex. The coding region runs from base 1 to 12933 and encodes 4310 amino acids. Gene Ontology annotation, molecular function: protein binding; ATP binding; cytoskeletal motor activity. The transcript is spliced from 77 exons. Lineage: Eukaryota; Metazoa; Chordata; Actinopteri; Toxotidae. The record is from RefSeq and is a predicted model, not a curated record.
AUGCCUGGCAAGAAAGACCCCAAGAAGGACGCUAAGAAGGGUGGAAAACCUGAACCAGAGAAAAAGAAAGAGGAGGAAAAGAAAGGGAAGGAUGACAAAAAGGGAGGAAAAGAUGACAAGAAAGGUGGAAAGGAUGAUAAGAAAAGUGGAAAAGAUGAUAAGAAAGGGGGAAAGGAUGAUAAGAAAGGAGGGAAGAAAGGAAAAGAGGAGCCACCCAAGGGGAAAGAUGACGGGAAGAAGGGAAAAGACAAAGGAAAAGGUAAGAAAGUGGAGUCAGAGGAGGAAGAAGAGGAGCUUCUGAGUGAUGAGGAGGAUGAAGAGUUAAGUGAAGAAGAAGAUGAUGAGGAAGACUCAGAGGAUGACAGGAGAGGGAAGCGACGAGGAGGCAAAGGUGAUAAGGGAAAGAAAGGGGGGAAGUCUAGACGUGGGGAAGACUCGGAGGAGGAUGAGGAGGAUGAAGAAGAAGAAGAAGAUGAGGAGGAUGAGGACGAAGAGGAUUACGGCAAAUCCAAAAAGAAAUCUAAAGAUGACCGCCACCAUAAAGGAGGGAAAUCUGAUGCUGAUGCAAAGAAGAAGAAAGGCAAAAAGAAAGAAGAAGCACCACCGCUUCCGAUAAAGGAAAUCCCAAGGAAAGGUCUGAAGAACAUGUCCAGGAUGUUCAUGAAGUUUUCUGGUUUCAAGAGGCGCAGGAACAGCAGAAAGAAACUGAAAAGUACAUCACGUUUGUUCCUGGGAUUGGGAAAGAGAAGGAGCCGACUCGCUAAGAAGAAACGCCGUAAGUCAAUGCUGAAGAACACCUCUCGAUUCAUGAUGAGAUUUAAGGCCAGCAAAAAGAGGAAAAAGGAGAAAGAGGCCAGAGAAAAAGCGGCAAAUGGUGGGAAGAAGCCAACCUUUCUGCUGCUUCGCCUGGGGGGAGGGAAAGAAUCAAAUGAGAAGAAGGGGGGCUUUUUCAAAGGCUUAUUUGGAAAAAAAGAUGGUGACGGGGAUGCCGAUGGCUUCAAGAACAGAAGUGUGUUGCUGGGUAAGGUUGCAGCAGCAACUAACUGGCUCACCAAACGCUUCCUGUCAACUAAAAUGCGAGGAAAUUCAGGACACCGUGGCUGGGGGGGGCGUAGAGCACACAGCCGACAAGCCAGCUCCAGAGGUUAUCUCCGUGGUUACCAUAACAAUGGUUAUGAGCAUGGGGAGGAGGCUUACGGAUACGACCAGCGACAUUCAAUUCGACAGAAAGGUUAUGGAGACUAUGGCAAUGGUUAUGGUGACCAGGGUCAGUUUGCUUACUAUGACAAUGGAGCAGGGGGAGCAGACUAUCAAGACCUGGGUUACUAUGAAGAAGAAGGACUUUAUGAUCCAAAUGCAGAAUAUUAUGAAGGUGGUCUUUAUGAUGAGGGCAUGGGGGACUACUAUAACCAUUAUUCUGCUCAGGGCUACUAUAAUAACCAGGAAGCUGAUUAUUAUGGUUACCAGCAACAACAGGCAGUGGCAAUGUAUGGUGAUGAGGCUCUGGAUUAUUAUGCAUUAAUGGGUGAGGACCCUAUCUAUGGAGGCGCGGUAGAUGGAUUCCUUGACCCUCAGGUUCAGGGUUAUUAUGAUGAAAAUGAUCAAGGGGUUUACUAUGGUGAUGGACAAGUGGGUUACUAUGACAACGGACAGGGAGGUUAUUAUGAGAACCCUUAUGCAGCGACUAUGGGAAUGCAAGGGGAAUUUCAACCAGACUAUCAACUUAGCUAUAGUGAUGCUGGAAUGCCCUACCAAGACUACAGCUCCCAGCAGGCCAUUGGAUUCCCACCAGGAAGCCAUCAGGUUAUUGGCUUUGGAGGGCAGGGGAUGGAUCAGGUACAGGGUCUGUAUGGUGAUCAGUUUGCAGACCAGUUGGAUCAAUAUGGGAAUGAUACCGGUGGACUUCAGAGAGGGGAGAUGACUUUCAGAGUUCCUAGACCUCAAGUGCGCCUGUUUGGGAAAGAACGUCUGGAUGUCCCCCUGCCCCCUCCACCUACUUUGCCACCUGAUCCAGAAUUUGAAGACAUGUCAGAAAUCCAGUAUGAAGACCAGAUUCCUCUUGCGCCAGGUCAACCUGGUAACAUGAUGUCAUUACAGCCGCAAAUGGCAAUGUCACCACAAGAGCAAAUGAUGAUGUCACCUCAAGAACAAAUGAUGAUGGCCCCGCAUAUGACAUCACCACAGCAACAGAUGAUGAUACAACAAGAGCAGCAUAUGUCCCCCCAAAUGAUGCCGUCACAGAUGAUGUCACCACAGCAACAGAUGAUGAUACAACAAGAGCAGCAUAUGUCCCCCCAAAUGAUGCCAUCACAGAUGAUAUCACCACAGCAGCAAAUGAUGUUACCACAGCAACAGAUGAUGUCCCAGCAAAUGAUGUCACCACAAGAACAGAUGAUGUCACAACAAAUGAUGCUGCCACAGCAACAGAUGAUGACUCCACAAAUGAUCUCACCACAGCAGCAGAUAAUGACAGAUCCUAUGAUGAUGCCACAGCAACAGGGUUAUGGCCCACCCUCUAUCCCCACUCCAACUGCCAUGAUUAUUAAGCAAGCAAGUAUGUCCCCCCUACCUGCGCGCCGUCUGCAGCCCUCUCCGACUCCUUCUCGCCGCUCUGUCAUCAUGCCCUUCCCACAUAUGCAACGCCAUCCCUCUGCCAGGGCUUCCCCAGUACCUUCUCCUAUGCUUCCACAGAGACGAAGCCCCUCGCCACAACCAUCCAUGAGGAGUGGAUUCAUUAGUGCCCAAAGACCCCCCUCUGUUAUGUCAAGGCAGAUUUCACCUCCUUCCUCCCCCAUGGCAUCCCCCCUCACCCGUCAUAGAAUGCAACCUCGUAGGUCUCCAUCUCCUCUAGCCCGUGGACCCUCACCCCCUCACUCUCCUCGUGCUUCAAUGAUACGGCGAAGUCCUCCACCAUCACCAAGAGCAUCAAUAAGGCAACGUUCUCCACCUUCCUCUCCCCGUGCUUCCAUGAGGAGGCAAAGUCCACCACCAUCGCCCACUCUCGCUCGCAGCCCGUUUGGAGGGAGAAGGAUGCGACCCUCCCCUCCCAUCUCCCCUGGUUAUGCAUCUCCCUCUCUUUCUCCACAGCUCAGCAGAAGACCAUCUCCCUCUCCCUCUCCAUCUCGUCGCAGUUUAUCCCCUGCAGGGCCCCGUCCUGCCCCAUCAUCUCCAACUCUGUCUCGUCGCUCAACUCGGCUGCUCAGGGAUCCUACCCCAUUGGCCAGGCCCAGGAUGGGGGGAAAUGUUCCUUUAGGUACUGUCAGACCCUCCCCUAUGGGUCUCCGAGGACGUCCAGUGCCUCCUCCCACCCAGAAUGUGCGUCCGUUCCGUGCCGCCUCCAUAAGAAGCAAUAGGUCUUCUGUUCUCACAGUGGACUCCUCCCUCCACUCUUCGCCUUUCCACUCCCCUCACAUGGUCCACCGUGCUCCCCUGGGGAGGAGAGAAUCUGGUCGAUUUCCUCCUCGCCCCAUAGCUCGAGGUCGUCCCCUCAUGGCUCAGCGAUCUAUGAGAAGGAUGCCUCCUGCUUCUCCACAGCCCUCCCUUAAGCACAUGCCACAUCCUGCAUCCCCACGCCUCUCUCCUCGACUCUCUCGUCAGCCCUCCCCCCUCCUCCCCCCUCGAGCUGCCCAUGCACCCACUUAUACUCCAGAGACGUAUGUGUCUGGCCCCGGUGCUGAUCCUUAUACUGAGCAGUUUGUUCCUAUGGCCCCUUCAUCUUCCAUGCUGUCUGGGGCUUUGCAGAAUCAAGCUAUACGAGAUGCGUCCUAUGUUUCUUCUUUACAAAGGCCACUGUCACCUUAUGAUCAGCCCAUGCCCCCGUCUUCCCCAGUGCUGUCUGGAGCGCUGCAAAAUCAGGCAGUGAGAGAAGCGUCCUAUGUGUCUCCUCUUCAAAGGCCUCAGUCCCCAUAUACUCCAUCUGUACCUUCAUCUCCAAUGCUGUCUGGAGCCAUGAGACAUGGUCAGGCACUAAGAGGUGUGGCCUCUUAUCAGACUCCACAGCUCCGUUCGCCAUAUGGACCAACUGUUGUUACCCCAUACGAUUAUAUCUCUGAGCCUGGCCCAGCACCACUGCUCCAUGAUGCUCUGCAGAACCGAUCCGAUUUGCAGAAUGUCUCAUCUUUAAGAUCACCCAUGAUGCAACGCCGUAAUCCUUAUAUGCCAGCUGGACCUCAGCUCCACAAUGCAUUACAACAGAACCCAAACCUCCGCCAAGCAUCUUAUCAGACACCAGUUCAACUCAGACGGUCUCCAUACGGGCCCCCACCACCCUCUUCACCAAUGUUAGGAAGUGCCUUGCAAAACCCGCAGCUGAUGCAGGCAUCGUACCGGCUGCCUGAUGGAACCUUAGUGUCACCAUAUGCAAGUUCACGUUCCUCCCCUUUGCUCGGUCGUGCCUUGCAAAACCAACAAGUCCGUGGAGCCUCAUACACCUUGGCUGAUGGAUCACUUAUCAGAGACCCUCGUGUGCCCAUGUCUCCUAGCCUUUCCAGAGCUCUUCAGAACCAGGGUCUCAAGACUGCUUCAUAUACUCUCCCUGAUGGCACCAUUAUAGACCCUAGACAGCAACAACCCAUUUCCCCAAACCUGGCUAAGGCCCUGACCAACCCAGCUCUGCGUGAAGCCUCCUACUCGCUCCCCGAUGGUACCAUUGUGAUUGACUCCAAGAAACAGAAGUCCCCAAACCUAACAGCAGCACUUCAGAAUCCUUACCUGAAAAGUGCAUCGUACACCCUGCCAGAUGGCACUAUCAUCAUUGAUCCACGGAAACCUGUCUCUCCAAACCUGUCCAGUGCCCUUCAAAACUCUUCCCUGCGGAACGCCUCCUUCACACUACCGGAUGGGGUUCACGACCCCAAUAUACCUAUAUCACCAAACUUGGCAAAGGCCCUCAAUAACCCAGCCUUGAAAGGAGCCUCAUACACCCUCCCAGAUGGAACUAUUAUAGUGGACCCAAGGAAACCAAAGAGCCCCACACUGACAGCCGCCCUGCAGAACCCAUAUCUAAAGGGGGUGUCGUACACCCUGCCUGAUGGAACCAUCAUCAUUGACCCACGGAAGCCAGUUUCCCCCAACCUGUCUGCAGCUCUUUUGAAUGAGAACCUUCGUAACGCAUCAUACCAGCUCCCUGAUGGUUCCCUGAUUAUCCCUGGCCAGAAGCCCUCCUCUCCUAACCUCGCAGCUGCUCUGAGGCAAAACCAGGCACUUCGUUCAGCAGGUCUCUAUCAUCUGUCAGAAAACUCAGUACUGUCAGGUGCGCCCAAACCCACCUCUCCCAGCCUCGGCUCUGCGCUGCGGAAUGAGGAACUUCGUGGUAUCACUUACAGGCUGCCGGAUGGCUCUCUUCUCACACGUCGGUUCCACAACCCCAGCCUGUCUGACGCUAUCCAAAACGAGCAGCUUCGCUAUGCAUCAUACAGGGUGCCAACGGGCCUGCAGGGUGAGGAUAAUCGCUAUGCUGUGGUUCCUCCCUACGGGCCACGCACAGGCCACUGGGCCAGGAAUGUCCGAGAAGGAGGGGAAGGAGGGGAGGAUGUUUGGGCAGCUGAGAGGGUUUUACCACAUGGAACGGUCCAGAACCUGUCAAAGUGGUCCAUGUACAGAGAAGACGGUGUGUUAGGAGGAUACUCACCCAUACCUCGAUUUGUGGACGGACAGCCUCAGCACCCAGACUGGACUCCUGACAGAGAUAGAGCACCUGGUCAAAGCUGGUAUGACAAGAUCUUCUCUAUCCUAAGCAUGCCCACAACAGGCCACAGGGUGAAACGCUGGGCGGAGGGAAUGGAGGACAUGACACAGCUGCCUGAGCUGAAUGAGACCACGGUUCUGAUGAACCUGAAGAAGCGCUACGACCAGGAGUUCUUCUAUACCUACAUAGGCAGCAUCCUUGUGUCUAUGAAUCCCUACAAGUUGCUCAACAUUUACGGCACAGACAUGGUGCUUCAGUAUGAAGGCCGCAGCCUGAGUGACAACCCUCCUCAUCUUUUUGCCAUUGCUAAUCUCUCAUAUACCACCAUGAUGGAUGCCAAAAAGGACCAGUGUAUUGUGAUCAGUGGAGAAAGUGGGUCCGGGAAGACUGAAGCUACUAAACUGAUCCUGCGUUACCUGACAGCCAUACAUCACAAACGCAACGUCACACAACAGAUAGAGAUCCUUGAGGCCACGCCCCUGCUGGAGUCUUUUGGGAACGCCAAAACGGUGCGCAACGACAACUCGUCACGCUUUGGCAAAUACACGCAGAUCUUCAUGGAGGAGGGUGUAAUCAGCGGUGCCAUAACGUCUCAGUACCUGUUGGAGAAGUCCCGCAUUGUCUUUCAGGCCAAAUCAGAGAGGAACUACCACAUCUUCUACGAGAUGUUGGCUGGUCUUCCUCCUCAUGAGAAGCGCUCACUGUAUCUGCAGGAAGCUGAGACUUACUACUAUCUGAAUCAGGGUGGGGACUGUACCAUAGAGGGGAAGGAUGACGGGGAGGACUUCAGGCGUCUGCUGAGUGCCAUGGACAUCCUGUGUUUCACCCCCGAGGAGCAAAACAGCAUCUACAGAUUGCUGUCCUCUGUCCUUCAUCUGGGGAAUGUCUACUUCCAGCCACACCAGGCUGAGGGUCAGGAGGUUGCAUCAGUAGUGAGUGCACAGGAGAUCAGGGUUGUCGCUGAGCUGCUGCAGGUCUCACCUGACGGCCUGCAGAAGUCUGUCACCUUCAAACUGACAGAUACAGUACGGGAGAAGAUCUACACUCCGCUCACAGUGGAGAGUGCUGUGGAUGCCAGAGAUGCUGUUGCCAAGAUCCUGUAUUCGCUGCUGUUUAGCUGGCUGACGGAGCGCAUCAACGGACGGGUCUACCCUCGCAACGAAGCCCUCUCCGUCUCCAUAUUGGACAUAUAUGGAUUUGAGGAGCUACAGGUGAACAGUUUCGAGCAGUUGUGCAUCAACUACGCCAAUGAAACUUUGCAGUUCUACUUUAACAGGGUCAUCUUCCAGGAGGAGCAGGAUGAGUACAUGCGGGAGCAGAUCGAGUGGCAGCAGCAGCCUUUCAGCCACAACCAGGCCUGUCUUGACCUCAUUGCCGCUAAGCCUCAUGGGAUACUGCGCAUACUGGACGACCAGUGCGGUUUCCCUCAGGCAACAGACCACACCUUCCUCCAGAAGUGCCACUAUCACCAUGGAAACAACCCUCUGUAUGCCAGGCCAAAGAUGCCGCUGCCAGAGUUCACCCUGAAACACUAUGCCGGGAAGGUCACUUAUCAGGUGUACAAAUUCUUGGAUAAGAACUUUGACAUGGUCCGCCAGGAUGUUUUAGACCUCUUCAUCCAGAGCAAGAACAGAAUGGUAUCCAGCCUCUUCUUGAAGCACUCAGAGUCUGCGUCUCAGCAGCGGUCUAACGUUCGACGCAGCAGCGCGGCGCGUCGUUACCAGGCCAACACGGUCAGCGCGAAGUUUCAGAACAGCCUGCAGGAGCUGCUGGAGAAGAUGGAAAGGUGUAACCCAUAUUUUGUGCGAUGCAUCAAGCCAAACCAUCAUAAGGAGCCGGGAGUGUUUGACGCUGAGCUGGUCAACACUCAGCUGUAUUACUCCGGUAUUAUGGAGACCAUCCAUAUCAGGAAGGAGGGUUAUCCAAUCAGAUUGCCCUUUCACAGCUUCCUAUCAAGGUAUAAAGCCCUGCUCUGCCUGAGGGAUCUUCCGCCUGCAGACGGAGAGAACUGUGUCAUCAUGCUCCACAAGCUCGGCCCGGUGAAAAAAGGCUCGUAUCAGCUGGGAGUCAGUAAGAUUUUCCUGCAAGAGGAGCUGUAUCAGCUGUUGGAGGGGAAGCGUGACCGUGUCCUGAACAUCGCCGCCAUGACGCUGCAGAGAUACACUCGCAUGUGUUUUGUCCGGAAGAACUUUGUCAAGUUCAGGCGCCGUGUGACCCUGUUUGAAGCUCGCUGCAGAGGCUACGUGGCCAGGAAAAAAUUUGCUCUGAGGAGGAAGUACCUCAUCAGGUUCCGCUCUGCCGUGCUACUCAUCGUCAACCGCCAGCGUUACAUGAGGGUAUGUGCGAAGUGUUCGCGUUUGUGUGAACAGGGAAACUUCUGGGUACAUUUACAGUGUUUGUCCCCUGUGAUACUGUUGUCUUUCUGUCAGACAGUGGUGGAGCCUGCAAGGAAGGCAGAGGAGGAUCGCAUCAACAGAGAAGUGGUCAACGUGACAACACUGCCUAUCCCUGCUGAGCUGGCAGCCCUGCUGCAGGCAGCGUCAGGUGGUGAAGAGCUGCAUUCUGACUGCUUGGCUGUGGUCCAGGCUCCAAAGGUGCAGGUUGACCCUCAGCUGACCCUGCCCCUGGAUAUCAACAACUACCUCAUGACACAUUACAUCCGGGCCAUAUUUAGGGAGCCAUUGUUUGGGAUGCUGACAGCCCCACUGGAGAGUUCUCUGAUUAGACUGGAUGAGGAGCUGAAACAAGGAGCCCUGAACGUUUUCAUUCUGAUACUCAGGUUCAUGGGUGAUCCUAACCUGAAUGGGGCCCAGGAGAAUCUGUUUGGGAACUACAUCAUCCAAAGAGGACUGGCCGAUCCCAGCCUCCGAGACGAGAUCCUGGUUCAAGUAGCAAAUCAGGUGUGGAGGAAUCCUAACAUUUUGAAUUCAGAACGUGGUUGGCUCCUCCUCUCAUCUUGUCUCUCUGCCUUCCUGCCGUCUCGAAGACUGGCCAAGUAUCUUCUGAAGUUUGUUUCUGACUAUGGGCCGGAGGGAUAUGACUGUGUGUGUCAGCACCGUCUGCUUCAGGCUCUGCAGCGGCUGAAUGUCGGGCCCGAGCACGUCCGGACGUACCCACCCUGUCUGCUGGAGUGGACCGCCAAUCGCAAGAGAGCUCACACUGUCCUGCACAUACACUGUUUCGAUGGUGUGUCCUUCCUGUGUCCUCUACACUCCUGGACAACUGGAGAAGAGAUGGCCAAAGACAUCUUGCAACACAGGGGUGUAGUGGAGGGCCGUCGAGGCUGGUCGGUGCUGCUGAAGGAGCCAGCUCAGUGGGUGGAGCUGGAGGGCUCAGACUACGUUCUGGACUUGAUGUCAGACCUGGAGCUUCCCUCUGACUUCCCCAAACACAGCAGCUACUUCAUCAUCUCUGCACAAGAACCAACCAGAGUGCGGCCCAAUGCCAGCAUCAGCCUGUUGGGUGGAGGGUUUGAAGUAAAUGACGAUGUCAUAUCUUCCACUGUACCUGGCUCUGAUGGACAAGACCUGGAGCCUCAGAGAGGGAUGGAUCGUUACCUCGACAGCCUGUUUGACCCUGUACUGUCUGAUGUAACUGGAGAAGGAGACUCAGCUGCAGAACUUUCCAGCCGGAUGAAGGGGGCCGGAGGAGUUGGAGGAGGCUGGCAACAGCAGGGGCAGUCCACUGGGCCCCCACCUCCACCUGGAGCUGUGAGAGUCCUUCCUGUGGGAGGUGUGAUGUCGCCUCCUGUUGCUGCUGUGGCACCUGUAACACCUGAUGCACAGCAGGCUGUUUUGGCUCAGCAGCAGCAGGCGAUCGUGAACCAGCAGGCCAUCAUCAUGGCCCAGCAGAUGACCAUGCAGGCCAUGGCCAUGGUCAGCAGCCCGGUGUCAAGCCCUCCCACUUCCCCGGUCACAAGCCCUCCCAUGAGUCCUCUGCUCCACCAUCCUCCCAGCCCCUACGCCCCCGCCAGCCCUUAUGCUGUCAUACCUCCAAGUCCAUAUGCUAACAUCCCACCCAGCCCUUAUGCUAACUUCACUCCCACUCCAUACGCUGCAGCAGACAUCCCGCCAAGCCCCUAUCCUCCCACUGCUCAUCAGGAACAAACUCUGUCACAGCCCCAACCUAAAGCUAACCCUGCUGCACAGGUUCAGUCAGGUAAGGACAGUGUCCCACGCAGGAAGGCUCCAGGCAUCCCCAUAGACAAGGACAAACCAGCCAGGAAGUUUGCCCCAGUGGUGACAUCACCUCUGCCCCCUGCUGGAGAGGUGGUGAAGUACUCGGCUCGGACUUCAGAUCACAUUGUCCCCAGCCAAGAUAUCCAGGAAAUCAUCAGAAGGUACAACUCACCACCUCCACCACCAGACCCGCUGCCACCUGGCAAGAGGAGAUCAGAUGGGAAGUUUAAGAUGAAGCAAACCCCUCGUGAUGAAGCCUUACUGAUCCUCAAACCACAGAUGGACAACCCUCCUGCUCCACAGCCCAAACGUCCUGCUGCCCCUUCACCUUCUGCAUCUGCAAUGAAAGAGGUGGGAGUAAAACCCACCAAGAGUUCGAAGGCAAGAGCACCUGAUCGUCCUCUCCCGAUACCUCCUCCAGUUUCUCGAGAGCUCCCGGUAGAGACAGAGACCAUCCAGACACAGCUUCAUCAGAGCACCAACGAAGAGCACUACACCUACACUAACGUUCCCUGGAGACUGUACCUCAGGAAGGAGGUUUUCUAUCCCAAAGACAGCUUCAACAAUCCUGUAGUGCUAGACCUCAUUUUCAAACAGAUAGUCAAUGACACUCUGUCAGAGGCGUGUGUUCGCAUCACCCGGGAUGAAAGGCAGAAAAUGAAAGCUCUUUUCGCUAAACACGGGGUUCAACAGAAUAUGGAUCCUGUGGAGGAGCACGUGAAGAAAACAGUUGUGACGGCAGCAAGGGAAACCUGGGAAAUAUACUUCUCCAGACUCUUCCCCGCCUCGGGUAGUGUAGGAACAGGCGUGCAGGUGCUGUCAGUGUCGCACAGUGGAAUUAAGCUGUUGAAGACCGUAAAAAGCAGCGCUGCAGCUCCAGACUACUUCAGAGUCCUACGACCAUACACCUAUGCCGACAUCUUGUUUGUAACCAUCCCCUCUGAGAACAUGCUGGAGUUCAACCUGACCAAUGAGAAGCUGAUCCUUUUCUCAGCCAAGGCACCACAAGUCAAACAUCUCAUAGAUACCUUCAUCAGUGAGAUCAAAAGGGACUCAGACUAUGUGAUUGCCGAGCGUAACUUUGUGACAGACGACCGCUCGAUGCUCAGUUUCCACAAAGGAGACAUCAUCAGGCUGCAGGUUAUGGACGGGCUGGAGAAAGGUUACAGCUACGGCUGUGUGGUGAGGAAGAAGGUGGUGUUUUUAGAGGAGCUGAAGCGAGACACUCAGGACUUUGGCUGGAAGUUUGGUUCUGUGUUCGGCCGCUCCGGUGCGUUCCCGGCAGAGUGCGUCCAUCCUGUUGCUCCUCCUGACUUCCUGUCGCUGCCACUGGAUCGUAAGGCGGAGCCACGAGGAGGAGCGGGACAGUUUGCUGUGUCAUCAGCCGUCGCUGUUGCGGUGGCGUCCACCAUGGCUGCACAUGAGAUAGAUCAAACGAUUGAGAAAGUUUCUCUUGAUGGCUUUACUGAUGGAGAUCUGGAUGAGCGGGCCCUGCAGGACAGUAAAUAUGACAUGCUGGAGUUUGCCAAGAAGUACUUCAGACAGGGACCCAGUGGGAAGGGAGAUUCCCUGAAGAGCAAAAGCAAGAACAGAGACUCCAGGGAGCCCACCGAAAUGAUCAAGUUCUCUAAGACCCCUCUGACUGAGUCUCUGAUAGAGUUCACUGAUCCAGCCAUGAACAGAGUGGCAGCUGACCUUUUCCUGUCGGUGAUGCGUUUCAUGGGUGAUUCGUCGCCAAGGGGACUGACAGAACAGGAAGUGGUCAGCACAUUCCUGAAGCUCAUAGGAGAGUUCACCUUGAUGAGGGAUGAGGCUUACUGCCAGCUUGUCAAACAGCUUACUGCUAACACCAGCUCCAAACCUGAUAGUUGCCAACGAGGCUGGAGGCUGUUGUACAUCCUGACUGCUUUCCAUCGCUGCUCUGAAGUCCUCAAACCUUUCCUACUGAAAUACCUGCAGCAGGCCUCUCGCAGUGCUGGGGCACAGUAUCAAGGCAUAGCUAAAGCAUGCGAGCAGAACCUGAAGAAGACGUUCCAGUAUGGUGGCCGCAUUGUUUCACCCAACAGCAUGGAGCUGAAGGCCAUGAUGGCUGGCCGAAGUUCAAAACGUCAGCUGUUUCUCUUUCCUGGAGGCAUCGAACGUCACGUGAAAAUCAAAACGUGCUCUGUUGCCCUGGAGGUGAUUGAGGAGCUGUGCUAUGAGAUGGGUUUACACAAACUGGAAGCCAUGGAAGAAUAUGCUGUAUUUUUAGUCACCAAUAGAGGUCAGAGUGUGCGUCCUCUGAACAAACAUGAGUACAUCCUGGAUGUUGCGACAGAGGCAGAGUUAGUCGACAACAGCUACAGCUUCUGGUUCAGACGAGUCGUCUGGACUCAGCCGCUCAAGUUUGAGAAUGAGCUCUGUGUCGCGAUGCAUUACAACCAGAUCCUUCCGGACUACCGUAAAGGCCUGCUAAAUGUUCUUCCACAUGGGAAAGUGAGCGAUCAACAGUUCCACCAGAUCUCCAAACUGGCAGCUUUGCAGCACAGGGCCAAAGACAUCAUCUUCAUCCCCAGCAUACAUGAAUUAUCGGAGUACAUCGCCACACCUCUGUUCAAAAAGCAGCCACCCCAGCAGUGGGUUACCAUGGUGACGCAGCAUAUGCAGCAAGUACAGACCCUGAAUCCGCACCAGGCCAGAGCACAGUUUCUGGGCCUGGUCAGUGCAUUCCCCAUGUUCGGCUCCUCGUUCUUCUACAUCCACAGCAGCAGCUCCACCACCUUCUACGCCCCCUGCAUUGUUGCUGUCAAUCAACAUGGUCUCCACUUCCUGCACAAAAAUACACACGAGCUGAUGGCAGUGGUCCCCCUGGUGGAAGUGCAGUCCAGCCGCACUCAGAGGCCCACUGCUGGAACCAGUUACCCGUAUGUAGACCUCACCUUGGGGGACAUGAACACACAACGGGUCAUUCAGCUGCAGCUGGAGCAGGGCCUGGAGUUGUGUCGAGUCAUCGCCAUGCAGGUGGAAAACAUGAUGUCGGUGCGGGAGAAGAGGCUCACCCUGCCACCCAGCGAAAUCACCAUGUUAUAA